AUCAUUAAAACUUAGGUAAAUGUAUUUAAUUUCUUUAUUUAAAAAUAAAUACAUUAUUCUGUUAGGGGACAUUCGGCACAGAAACAUGUGUGUAUACCUUUAAGAAGUUUCUGGGAUUAAUUGGCUGCAGCUGGCCAUUGCUAUAAAGGAAAAAAGCUGAGUUUUGUAGCCUGCCUGCAGGAAUAACACCCACCAGAGUUUGUGUUUAUUGUUUUGUAAUAAAGUCUUCGUUUUAGUUUGGGUUUUUACACCUAUGUGUCCUGGAAUCACUCUGUCCUCUGCCACCAGCUGGAAAUCUCCCCCUCCAACAGGUUAUGGGCCCAGUCCCCAGUCCUGAGUGGGCAGAGACAGAGCGUGAAAAGAACCCAGAGACUGGAAGCAACUCAGCGUUUCUCAAGCAGCUGGCUGUGUGAAGGCAUCGGCAGGGAGUGUCUGUUUGAGACCAGGAGCCGAACAUUUCUUCAAGCCACGUGUGAGUAAGGACUGAGUGGAAAGCUGAAAGCUGGGUGGAGCCAUGGCUGGACUUGGAGCUGGAGCUCAAGGGGGAGCUUCAUAUUUUCCAGUAGAGAAACUGGGAGAGUCCAAUUAUAUGUCAUGGAGUUUACAGAUGCAGGCGUUUUUAAAGAAAGAACAGUGUUGGACUGCUAUUGUUAACCCUCCUGUAAAAGAGGAGGAUGAAGAAGUAGAUGAAGCAGACCAAAGGCUGGAGGACAAAGCCUAUGCCAAUUUAAUUUUGAGUUUAGAGAAGUCUCAGUUAUCUCAUGUGCGAGACCUUGAAACAGCAAGUGAGAUUUGGCAAGCACUGAGAGCGAUACACAUUAGAGACACUGCUGGCAGCAAAAUUACUCUAAUGAGAGCUCUGUACCGAGCCAGACUAAGUGAGGGUGAAUGUGUUUCAACACACCUUCAAAGAAUGCGUGAUUUAUUUUCACAGUUAAAUGAACUUGGGGAACAUUUUUCUGAACAGAGAAAGGUUUCUAUUGUGCUGUCUUCACUUCCUGAGUCAUGGGACAAUUUAGUGAUGACUCUGGAGGCAAUUCCAGAAAGCCAAUUAACAAUGCAUUUCUUAACUGGGCGGUUGCUUGAUGAGGAGGAAAGACGCCAUGAGAGGAAGGCCACAACCCCCCACCGUAACUCCAGAAAUGGGAGGCAGUCCAGUAAAAGAUAUGCAACUGAUGAGGAGCGGCACCCUAAAGAGGUUGUAGACCACAGAGAGGAAGCAGCUUUCACAGUCAGAAGAUGGUAUCGUUGUGGGUCAACCAAGCAUUUAGUACGUCAGCGCACUGUGUCUGUGGGAGAAAACACAAGAAAAGGGCGGCCUGCGUUUGCUGGGAAGCGAGGAGACAGGAAGAGUCGAGUCCAGUAUGUUUCUGCAGCAGUUUGAGGCACCAGUCACGACGUUGGACAAGACUGGAUUUUAGACUCAGCAGCGACAAACAUUUUUGUUAAGUCUGCACAAACCCUUGUAGAAAAGCAGCCUUGUAAAUCUGUAAAUGUAGUACUAGCUGAUGGAACAGUGCAUGAGUCAGCUGGAAAGGGUAGUGUUAAUAUCAACUGUUUAAGUACCAAGUUUACCAAUGUUUUAUGUGUACCAAGUUUAGAAAAUAAUUUGCUUUCAGUUACAAGUCUUGUUAAGCAGGGAUUUAAAGUAACCUUCUCUGGUUCAGGCUGUAAAAUAGAGAAAGCUGGAAAAGUGGUUACAGCGUCACUAAAAAAUGGUUUGUUUGUUUUGAAAGACCAGCUAGUAAGUGAUUCUGGGGCAUGUGUUAAAGCCUGUAAUAGAGCCUUGCAUGAUGAGUGCCAGCAUCUGUGGCAUCGUCGUUUGGGGCAUGCCAAUUUCCGCAGUAUUGCAAAAAUGCCAGAAUUAAGUAAGGGAAUUAAAAUGAAAAAAUGCUCAGUUUUUCUAGACUGCAAUACCUGCAAGGAGUCUAAAAGUAAGCGAGGUCUUAUCCUGAAAGUACUAGAAUUAGCAAGAGGCCAUUUGCUUUAGUACACUCAGACCUUUGUGGGCCAUUUGCAGAGUCUGAAGGAGGAGCAAAGGUUUUUUUGGUUCUUGUGGAUGAUUAUAGCCGGUAUACUUGGGUAUACUUGUUAAAACACAAAAGUGAAACUGGUCAACUGAUUAAGAAUUGGGUCAACUAUAUAGAAAGGCAGUUUCCCUACAAAGUUACCCAAUUGCAGAGUGACCGUGGAGGCGAGUUCAUGUCUGAAGCCCUCCAGGUCUGGUUUAAAAUGCGUGGUAUUCGUCACCGUAAAUCGUGUCCGUUUUCGCCUGAAGAAAAUUCAGUUGCAGAACGCAAUAUAAGGUUUUUGCAAACAAUGCUAGAUUCUAUGCUAUGUGAUUCUGGCUUAUCCAGGAAGUUUUUGGGGGAAGGAAUUCUGUAUGCUAACUACGUACAGAACAGAUUGUUUCAUUCUACCAUAAACAAUACCCCUCAUUUUUGCUUUAUGGAAAAAAACCCUUUUUAGACCAUGUUAAAACUUUUGGUUGCUGGGCUUCACAUCCCAAAAGGACAGAGAAGGAAAGGAGAACCCAAGGCAAAGAGACUUAGGUUUGUUGGCUAUCAAAGUUGGUCAAAGGGGUAUCGUUUUGCACUAGGGCGUGGCAGAGUUGUGAUAUCAAGACAUGUUUUGUGAGCAAGAUGGUUGGGCUCGUUUACAUGGGAAUUCAGAAGUUGUGUUAUCUUCUGAUGAUACAGAUAAAUUUGUGAAAUCUGAGGAAGAAAAGCCACAAAUUAAAGAGAGUUCUGAAAGUGAUAGUGAUGAGGGUCCCAGUACACAAUCUCCUAAAGGUGAACCAAUUUCUCCUGAGCAAGAUGAAUCAGAAGGGGAAGAUAGUUCAGAGGGGGAGAGUGUUCAAGUUAGAAGAUCACAAAGAAGCAGUAAGGGGGUACCUCCAGAAAGGUUUACUAUACAAGAAGUUAAAACUGUUGCUGUGAAGAAAGAACCUUGUGAUUAUGAAGAAGUUUUAAAGUUACCACACCAGGAAAUAGUAAGGUGGAAAAAUGCAAUGAAAGCAGAAAUGAAAUCUUUAGCAGAGCACAAUGUGUUUACCAUUGAGCCAUUGCCAGAAGGAAAAAAGGCAGUGGGCUGUAGAUGGGUGUAUAAAAUAAAACACUUGGCAGAUGGUGGUGUUAAAUACAAAGCUAGGCUGGUAGCACGAGGCUUUACUCAAAGAAAAGGUGAAAGCUUUGAUGAAACCUUUUCUCCUACUGCAAGGAGCGAAAGUGUACGCUUAUUGCUAGCUCUUGCAGCACAACGUGGGUUUAAGGUAAACCAUUUUGAUAUUGAAACAGCUUAACGCAAAUCUGCAAGAAGAUUUUUUUAUGAAUCAAGCACCAGGUUUUGAGGCAGGAAAACAGAAUUCUGUAUAUAGGCUGAACAAAGCAAUUUAUGGGCUCAAACAGUCAGCUAGAAAUUGGAACGAGUGUCUUGAUAAUGUUUUAAAAAAUCUUGGCUUUAAAAGAAGCUUAGCUGAUAACUGCUUGUACACUAAAGGAAAGGGUGAUAAACAAGAAUUAUGUCUGUCUAAUGUUGAUGAUUUGAUAUACUCUACUAAAAAUGACAAGCAAGUGGAAAAGUUUGCAGAACAACCAAGAAAGGAAUUUAAAGUAAGAAAUUGGGUCCAGUAAAAAAUUAUCUCGGUUUAGAAAUUCAAAGAACAAAUGAUGGAAGUUUUUUGUUGAGUC
Messenger RNA from Podarcis lilfordi (Lilford's wall lizard), 3689 nucleotides. Lineage: Eukaryota; Metazoa; Chordata; Lepidosauria; Squamata; Lacertidae. The record is from the annotation of a GenBank genome assembly.